CGCAUUUUGGCAAAAGUGAGACCAGAUUUGGUGGUCAUCGACGCCUAUAUCGGGUCGCCCGCACUCAUCAAGUCUGACCUUCCCUUUAUUGUCAUCUACUCGGCCGCACCCCUUAUGCUCUUUAAUUGCGAUAAUUUACCACCACCCUGGUCAGGGCUACCAUCCCUGUCCACCAAAUCCAAUACUAUACUACAACCCGAGUCCAAAUACCUCAACAUCUAUAUGUAUCCCAAGGAACUGGAUUACAAUGAAUGGCAACCACUGCCGCAUAACUGGAAACGAGUGGAUGGGUUCGUGAGGACCACGGGUCACACUUUUGCAGUGCCCGACCGUCUGACCCAACGUCCGGGUAAACUAAUCCUACUGUCGAUGGGCUCUAUUGGUUGCGCUCUAUUGGAGCUAAUGAUACGAUUGACGUCAAUAUUAGCUAAAUCUGAGCACAAAUUCAUUGUAACCAAAGGCCCACUCCAUGACGAGUACGAACUGCCGGACAACAUGUAUGGACAGCCGUUUUUACCACAGACAGCUGUGUUGCCAUUAGUGGAUCUGGUGAUCACCCACGGGGGCAAUAAUACAGUUACUGAAGCCUUUUAUUAUGGGAAACCGCUGCUUGCUAUUGCACAUAUGUUUGAACAGACGGGGAUGACUAUGGAGACCAUGGAUCGGGUGAAAGUGGAGGUUUGCAAGCGAUGCGACUCAUGCUGUCGGGCCAUCGAUCUCAUCGAGAAGACUGUCGACGACGACAAGGAGACCACCAAUUGA
This is a messenger RNA of Oppiella nova, 762 nucleotides long. NCBI's taxonomy places the organism in Eukaryota, Metazoa, Arthropoda, Arachnida, Sarcoptiformes, Oppiidae. The record is from the annotation of a GenBank genome assembly.